Molecule: messenger RNA, 475 nt
Organism: Pecten maximus
Lineage: Eukaryota; Metazoa; Mollusca; Bivalvia; Pectinida; Pectinidae
Exons: 3
Coding region: 25-423 (132 amino acids)
Source: RefSeq, a predicted model, not a curated record
UAUUCAAAACUAAAGCGUAGCGACAUGGCGUUAAACGUUGCCCUUGUUGGAGUGUGUAUGGCCUUUAUUUCGGUCACAACCGCUAUAACACCCGUGCCGGUAUCACCGUUCCAGUGUCAAAGUAACAGUGACUGCAAUGCUGAUCAGUGUUGCUCGAAGAUUCCCAAGAUCAUGGCCGUCAGCAGACGACAGAUUGCUCCACUUCCAGAACUCCAACUAAUCGUUAGCUCUUCUUGUAAACCUUACAUACCAACGAACGGAUCCUGUGUCAAUGUGAUUUCGGUUAAUGGCGACUGCGGCUGCGCACCAGACCAUACGUGCAAACACUUUCCUGAACUAGAUCAACCAUUUCUUUUUUCGAGAAAGCGUGAUUUUUUCCUAGGGAAUCCGUUAGCAUAUAGAUGUGUUCCAAAGACCGUUUAAAAUAACCAAUACAUUUUACAAAGAUAAAAUAUGCUUUAUUCUUACACAGAAA